This is a messenger RNA of Plasmopara halstedii, 669 nucleotides long. RefSeq lists its product as uncharacterized. The transcript has a single exon. Bases 1 to 669 code for a protein of 222 amino acids. The record is from RefSeq and is a predicted model, not a curated record. Lineage: Eukaryota; Oomycota; Peronosporomycetes; Peronosporales; Peronosporaceae.
AUGAUACUCGCAUGGCUCGUGGUGCUAAGUGCCAUGGUUUUAACGCUUGAGAUUCAGCGACAUUUGCUCCUUGCACGUAUUCUUGGUGCUAUUGUCAUGGUUUUAGGAUGGGGAUGUCUCUUAUCGUCUCAAUUACAGCUUCAAGCUAUUUGCUGUGCAAUUGUAUAUCAUGGUUUAAUUGAAGGGUUACGACAAUGGCAACGAAAUUUUCCAUGUGUGUUUGAAGACCAAAAAGAUCGUAAAAUUGUGCUAUGGCUUCUUUUUUGGGCUCGUGUUUACACAUGGGGUACGACAUUAGGUGGAAUUGAGGAACUUACAACAUUAAAAAAGACUCAAGAGACGUCAUUUCAAUGGCAAGAGAUUGGAAUGUUAGUAUUUUAUCAUGAAAUACUCGAAGUACUUGUCAUGUUAUAUUUUACAGAUGAAGAAUUGUCAUAUGUAUGGAAAAGACGCAUUGGUCAUUGGUUUGGUGCAUUGAUUGUAGGAAUUUUAAAGACUUGGAAACAAUUGAAUGUUGAUCAUUUUCUUAAUGGUCUCUCACCAUUAGCACUAAUUGGAAUUUUACUUAUGGUCAUGUGGCUCUCAAUUGAGAUUCGAUGGGAUCGUAUUGCUCAGAAAUAUAAUCCAACUUUGAUACAAGAGGAAGAAAUGAAGGUACGAUGGAGUUGA